Molecule: messenger RNA, 3274 nt
Organism: Phanerochaete carnosa HHB-10118-sp
Lineage: Eukaryota; Fungi; Basidiomycota; Agaricomycetes; Polyporales; Phanerochaetaceae
Exons: 14
Coding region: 42-1853 (603 amino acids)
Molecular function (GO): oxidoreductase activity, acting on paired donors, with incorporation or reduction of molecular oxygen; heme binding; monooxygenase activity
Source: RefSeq, a predicted model, not a curated record
CUCCCUGCUCCUCGUUCAUCCCCAGCCUGCGUCCUCCCACCAUGUCGCCCGCCAUACACCUCCCAGAGAGGGAGGUCGUCACCGUCAUCCUCUACGAGCUCGGCUUCAUCUUCAAACCCUCGGCCGCCACCGCUGCCGCGCUUAUCCUCCUACGGAGGUACGCCGACCUGUGGAUCCCGACGUGGGCAAUCUUCUGGCUGUCUGUGCUCAGCCUGCCGAUCGCGCAUGGGCUGUCGGUAUGGCAUAGCAACUGGCGCGCCGCCCGCAAGGCCGCGCGGAUGGGUGCCGUCUUGCCGCCCCGCGUACAAGGACGAUGGCCCGGCAGCGUGGACCUUCUCGUGAAGCUCACCGAUUCCUUCGAGAACGGCUUCCUCAGCGACUUGCUAUGGGAGAAGAUGUGUUCCGUCAACCAGACUUUCGAGAUAUACAUCCUAUGGGAUAGGAAUUAUGUCACGUCCGACGCCAGUGUUGUCAAGGCAAUACUAGCUAACGAAUUCACCAGCUUCGUCAAGGGAAAGAGAUUCGAUAUAUGUAUGAGAUCCGUACUCGGAACGGGCGUGUUCAACUCGGAUGGUGACAUGUGGAAGUUCCACCGCUCAAUGACAAGGCCGUUCUUCACUCGCGAGCGAAUCGGCCACUUUGACUUGUUCGACAGACACGCAGAGGAGGCCAUGCACAAAAUGAAGGCGCGCCUCGCCGAGGGCUACGCGGUCGACUUCCAGGACCUCAUCUCCCGCUUCACGCUCGACAGCGCGACCGAGUUCCUCUUCGGGUCCUGCGUCGCGAGCCUCUCGUCCGUGCUGCCGUACCCGCACACCGCGCCGGCGCACCUCCUCGGGCAGUCCGCGUCCCGCGCAGAGGACUUUGCGCGCGCGUUCGCGGAGGCGCAGACCGUGCUCAACUUCCGCAUCCGCAUGGGCUGGCUGUGGCCGUGGUUCGAGCUGGCCAAGAGCAAGACGCGGACGCCGAUGGAGGUCGUCGACGCGUUCCUCGACCCGAUCCUCAAGGCUGCGGUUGAGAAGGCGGACAGGAUCAAGGAGGGGAACGGCGGGAAGGUGCCUGAGGUCAAGGAGGAGAUCGAGGAGGAUGAGACGUUGUUGGACCACCUCGUCAAGUACACCAAUGACCCAAAAAUCCUUCACGACGAAGUAUUGAAUAUCAUGAUUGCCGGACGCGACACAACCGCUGGUACGCUGACCGUCGCGGUCUACUUCCUUUCGCAAUAUCCAGAUGUCCUUCGCCGCCUCAGGGCGGAGAUCCUUGAAAAGGUGGGGCCGUCCCGCAGGCCUACGUACGGUGAUAUCCGGGAGAUGAAGUAUUUGCGAGCCUUCAUCAACGAAACUUUGAGGCUAUACCCUGUUGUACCUUGGAACCUUCGCUACCCCGUCAAGGACACUACUAUUCCCGGCCCAGACCCCGACAAGCCCUAUUUCAUCCCUGCUGGCACUCCCGUCUCCUACUCCGUCCACUGCAUGCACCGCCGCGAGGACUACUGGGGCCCGGACGCGGAGGUGUUCGACCCGGACCGCUUCCUCGACGCGCGCGUGCAGCGGUACCUGACCCCGAACCCGUUCAUCUUCCUGCCCUUCAACGCCGGGCCGCGGAUCUGCCUCGGCCAGCAGUUCGCGUACAACGAGAUGUCGUUCUUCGUCAUCCGGCUCCUCCAGCACUUUGACGACGUCGCGCUCCACGAGGACGCGCUCCCGCCCGCGUGCCGCGUCCCCGCCAGCUGGGCCGGCGCCCCCGGACGCAAGGGCGUCGAGAGGUUCUGGCCCAAGUCGCACCUGACGCUGUAUGCAAAGGGCGGCCUGUGGGUCAAGAUGCGGGAGGCGCAAAACGCUGGGGCCAUCUAAGGACUCUCUGUGAAAACGCGUUGACACUGUUUGGAAGGACAUCUUUGGGAAUUAUCUCUAGGUUCAUGAAUGAAAGAACAUGGCAUAACACUGGCCUGUGCUGUGUAGUACCACUGUUCGUGGACGAUUGGCUUUGGAACUUAAUCUGUGAACUGAAUGCAAUUGCGAAAGGAUAUGAGUUGUACUAUACAUUAGCUAGAAUUCGACUGCGAGUGCGCGGCCCGUCUACGAAGGUCAAUCAAGCAGCCUUGCCCGAAUCCUCUUUCAAACUAACAAUCCGAUUGAGCACGAUGACAUCGCCCGGCUUGUGUGCAGGCGUCACGCCUUCAGGCUCGUCCAGACACGCCAGCUUCGCGUCCUUGUCGAGCGCGAAGUACGCAACGCGGAGGCCCUGGAAGCGGACGACCUCCUUGCCGACAAGCUGCUCGCUCGUCGCCUGGGGCGUGUCGUCGCCGGGCGCACCGUGGCCCUCCGCCUGCUCCGUCGUCACCCGCGCCUUCUCGGUGCGCGCCCGGCCCUCCGCGCGCGCCUCGUCGUACAGCCGGCGCGCGAGCGGCCAGAAGCCGACCUCGACCAUCGCGCCCCUGACGACGUCGAGGCUGUGCGCGUUGAUGUCCGCCUUGAAGUCGGGCUGCGCGGCCGCGGGGUUGUCGCUCUUAAAGAGCUGGUAGAAGACCCGCGUCUCGUCGACGGUGACGGGACUUCCCGACGGCGCGUGCUCGGCGACCCACUGGAUGAAUGCCUUGGGCUUCUUCGUCGCGAGCUCGCCCUCGGUCUCCGCGCGGCACACGAGCUCGGUGGCCUCGCCCGUCGCCUCGUCGACCUUGUACGACACGCAGGUGAUCGGGUACGGCGCCUGGAAGAGGCCGACAGUCUUGCCUGGUGCGAGGCGGAAGUAGUCUUUCGAGUCGACGAGCCGGAAGUCGUCGCGGUCGAUGUAGAUCGUGCGCGUGAACGGGAUCUUGGACGAACCGUGCUCGGGGACCUUAGGGUGCAGCGGUUUCUCGAGCAUCAUGACGAAGUCCUCGGGUAGGUUGUCGAUGGUAACCUUGAGUGGGUUGAGCACCAUAAGCAGACGCGGUACAGAACCUUCGAGGUACUGCCUGAUGGCCUGCUCAAACCGUACUGUCUGGAUGUUUGACGCGGCUGUCGAAACUCCCAGCGAGCUGACGAAGGAAAGGAUAGCACCCGGGGGGACUCCACGUCUCCGCAAGGCAAUCAGGGUGUACAAUCGCGGGUCGUCCCAGCCAGUGACAUAACCUUCUUUCACGAGCUGCAAGAUUUUCCGUUUUGACAUGACAGUACCUGUCACAUUCAAGCGACCGUACUCGGACUGACGGGGUUUGUAGACAUCGAGAGCAUCACACAGCCAUUCGUAGGACUCGCGAGAAGCUAUGAACUCCACUGUGCAUAGUGAAUGU